AGUUAGGUCGAAAGUUUGUGUACAUGUCAGUAGAGGCUUUUGUGUGGUGCGAAAAUCAUUACCUCCGGAGGGCUGAUAACCCAAAGAGAAAGAAAAAAUAAUCACCUCUUUUCUCUAUAAUAUACUCUACUUCUCGUUUCACCUUGGUUUCACCGGAUGAUAUAUGUAUUUUGUUUGCAAUUUAAAUAUCGUUUCCGGGUUUUAGAAAAAUAAUUGUUAAUUUUUGCGAAGGACAAGAAUUUCAAAGACAAGUUUUCCACAAGACUGCGAGAAAAAAUAAAUCAGCGAAUUGAAAACAUCGAGCAGGAAACUUGAUGCACAGCUGGCUUUCAAAAUAAAAAUGUAAAGAAAUACGAGUGUUGAUAUUUCAUACUUUUUUUAUAGUAUAUUGUUCUGUCUCUAUUUGAAUAUUAAGGUUGGGUUCUAUAUACACCCGCGCGCGCUAUGUAUCAAGCAGCCGCAACACGUUAUCAACAUUCAACCGGGAAACGUCAGUAUGGUUGGGUCUUCUGUUCUAUUAUUUUAUUUCUUAGCAUGAUGCGAUUGUUGUGCUCCAGACCAGUAGUGUGCUUCAUAACAGAGAAAUAAUAUACAAAACCAUUCAUGUUUUGUAACUGAAAAAGCGUUCGUCUAUAACUAUCAGCGAUAUGACAAGAUUUUUUUUUUAUCAAUUUGUGAACCGAAACGAAGCAACUCCAAUAUCAGCUGGUCUUUGAGCUCUCAAGACUCGCGAAGCCGAUAUACGUCGGUCUGACAAACACUUGCAACUCACUUAAAUAAUUUACUUAGUUGAUAAGCAAUUCAACGCUUAAUACCACUCAUUGUUCAAAUGUCGACGAACCAUCAAUUGCUGAUACGCCCGGAGUCGUUGUCAGAAUCAGCACUUGUUGAGAUCCUGAAAAGCAGGUGCAUAGAAUUGCCAAACGCGAAGAAUCUGAAAAAGUUGGAUUUGAUAGAGAUGUACAGGAGAGUUGUGCUGCCAAUGCCCCAAAGACGAUACAAUGGGACAAAGCACUUGGGAAAAAAACUCAACGAUCUCAGAAUAAGCAGGGGAAUUUCUAUCGCUACAGAAGAAGAACAGGCUUUGUAUGAGUCUAUUGUAUCUAGUCAAAGCGAAUCAUCCACAAAGUCAGAUCAUAGGAAAAUAAGAUUAGCUAAUGAAGACAUAUCGCCAAAAAAAAUAUGUCUUACCAAUUCUUCCGAUGAAAGAAAUAAUCCAUUAGAGAAUGGUUUAAAACGUAAAUGUAAUGAUAAAGAGACUACAACACCGAUAGAAGGCAAAAAGCGCCAGAAAAUUAGUUGGCCAUAACUUAAAUUAAAACUUUUUUUACAAAAAUAACUUUGGUCCUAUGUAUAGAUUUUAAAUUCAAACCUACUGUUUUUAUGGUUUUUAUACUGAAGAUUCUGAAAGCCCAUUAGAGGAAAAGUUACAUUUGAUUAUGUAAAAAAAAGUUAUAACAGCGAGUGAGCAAGUAAUUUUCAUUAAUUUAAGCUUGCAUUUUGGAACAAUACAUAUGUAAAACGUAAUUCUAAUUGACUUUGUCUGUUAUAUUCUGACAGUUAUGUUAAGUUUGCUAAACAAUGAAAUUUAUUUAGACAUGAUUUCAAAACACAUACAAUACGAAAUUUUUAAAUAAA
Molecule: messenger RNA, 1638 nt
Organism: Nasonia vitripennis (jewel wasp)
Lineage: Eukaryota; Metazoa; Arthropoda; Insecta; Hymenoptera; Pteromalidae
Exons: 4
Coding region: 830-1309 (159 amino acids)
Biological process (GO): embryonic morphogenesis
Cellular component (GO): tRNA-splicing ligase complex
Source: RefSeq, a predicted model, not a curated record